Messenger RNA from Fundulus heteroclitus (mummichog), 3293 nucleotides. RefSeq names its product replication protein A 32 kDa subunit. The coding region runs from base 177 to 920 and encodes 247 amino acids. Gene Ontology annotation, molecular function: DNA binding. The transcript has 10 exons. Gene Ontology annotation, biological process: double-strand break repair via homologous recombination; nucleotide-excision repair; DNA replication. Lineage: Eukaryota; Metazoa; Chordata; Actinopteri; Cyprinodontiformes; Fundulidae. The record is from RefSeq and is a predicted model, not a curated record. Gene Ontology annotation, cellular component: chromosome, telomeric region; site of double-strand break; DNA replication factor A complex.
UGACUGAAUUGUGGUGCAACAAGGAGGGAUGUUCAGUGGACUCAGGUGAUUGCUGUAACUCGGCUCAGCUGAUGAAGAAAGUGCCGUUUGAACUCAGUGAGCUCUUCUGUUUAUUGCUGAUGAAAGCCUGCAGAUGGCAGUUUAGCUGAUCCUAAUGAUCAUCUUUGACGUUGGCCAUGUGGAAUCAAGACUGCAGUCAGUCCAGUAUUGGGACCUCGAGCUGCAAAGCUGCACCAUCAAAGAAGGCACACCUUGAGAUUUUUCCCUGCACCGUAUCUCAGCUGCUGGCUGCUGAUCAACUCACCAAUGGCUGCUUCACAAUCUGCGACUGUGAGCUCAACCAGGUUUCUAUUGUUGGGAUCAUCCGAGGAUUUGCUCCAUUUGUGACCAAUGUGCAGUACUCUGUGGAUGACAUGACUGGUCCACCCCUGAAUGUGAAGCUGUGGGUUAACACGGAGGAUUACCCACCGAUGAUCAUCACUUCUCCAGGAACGUACGUGAAAGUGAUUGGAAGUCUGCGCAGCUGCAGUGGGCAAAGGUCAUUACUGGCAAUGACUAUCCGACGUGUAAAGGACCCGAAUGAGAUCAGCUCCCACAUGUUGGAAGUGGUACAAGCUCAUAUGCAGCUUUUCAGAAAGGUCUUUGAUGUGAACAUGAAUGCCACUGUGGUGCCGCAGCCUGAAGGGAGCAGUGGGAUGCAUCCUCGAGGCUUUUUACCAAAUGGUUUGUCUACAGUCCAGGGCCAGGUGUUGCAUGUAAUCAAGAUGUUUUCUGUCCAUGAUGAAGGAAUCAGUUUCCAUGACCUGGGAACAAAAUUGGACUACAUUAAUGUGCGAGACAUCAGGUCCUCCUUGGCUUUUCUCAUAAAUGAAGGUCACAUCUUUUCCACCAUUGAUGAGCAUCAUUUCAAGGCAGCAUAACAUCGGCUCCCUAUGGAAAAUGAAGGAAAACUGGUCAUGGACCACAGGCAGAACAAAGCAUGUAAUUUUUAGUUUGUGAAAGAUAAAUCAUAUUACUAUCCUUUUCUUGCAAAUGGCUGCUAGAGUAGCCAUGAUUGAACCUUUAGUUGUAUUAUGUAUCUAAUCUUGUGGGUUCCCUGCACUGUGAUUGGUCUGUUUGCUUUGGAUUUAAAUGACAAAUGCAUUUGUACCAGGCACACUUGAACUUCUCAUCCCUGUAUAAUGUUUAAUUCCAUAUGAUUUUUGGUUCCAGUAUGGAGUGGAAAAAAAAGUCUAAUCUUCACAACAAACGAUAUAUAAAACUUUACUUUCUUUACUUUUUGCAUCUUUGGUCCAUAUGUCAGGAUUGUUGGUUCUCCAGGUUUAAAAUUUUGCCAUCUUCCACUGGAACGAAUAGGCUCAGUAGCAGCCAGGUGCUGUUACUCAGAUGGAUUGAUUAACUUGUCAGAAGCCUCAUGAGCAGCCCUUAAAAAUCAAAAGUUUGCUCCUCUGGAGCGGUCGGUUAAGUUAACACAACCCCUGAGAAGAAACAACAAAUGUCUGCUAUUCUCAUUCUAAAGAUCAUUCAGGUAAAUUUUGUUUUUGUUUCUUUCACUCCUGUGCUUCUACAUUUAAAAUGAAAACAUUUUGAACCCACAAACAUUAACGUUUAGCGGUUCUGUAAUGUGUGACUAAUGAAAUUCAGUUGAACUGUAAAGAAAUAAUCCAAUGUCAGCUACAGUCGAUGACACUGACCCUUGACCUGUGUAUGAACAGGACAUGAGAUGAGAACUGUUCAACAGUAAAUGCAUCCUCACAUUGUUCCUCCACAAAUGAACCACGUUUUGAAGCGAGAGCAGCUUCACUUCCUGCUGAGGCAGAGUGGGAGUACUGGCAGAUUAAUGAUCAUGUUUGAUUUACAUUACUUUUGGUUUAUGCAUAAAGAUGAGGGAUUCUGUCUGAUACUAGAUUGAUAUGUGAAAUGAUCCCAGAAUGUAAAAUGUUUAUUCAAAGCAGAAAUAAAUGUUGAAAAAAAUAAAAUAAAAUAAAAAAAACCUAGCUUGGAAUAGUGCUUUACAGAAUGUUAUGUCAGGAAUGUCUUUAGUGCAUCGGUCAGCAAGAUGCUCCCCAGGGGCAAGGCACUAGACAUCUGCCAGGAGGAAGCUGGAUUCAAGCCCACAGCUUUUGAAUUCCAAGAUGAAUUAUUCCUGUUCCUGAAUCUUCCUGUUUUCAACACCAUCUUUUUCUAAUCUGCCAAUAAGGUCAUAAGGAACAUUAAAUGUCUGACUGUGAGCCUCACAAAAGGAAAAGUAUCUUCAGAAACCUCCAUCCUUAUAGCCCGUUCCUCUUUUACAGUGUCUUAUGACAGUGUGUGCUAAGAAAAUACUCUGUCCCUUGUAUAAAGUGAAGGGUGUCAUCAUCUCAACAUUAUCCAGGAUGUUAAAGCUUAACUCUACCAAAGUGGCAUAGUUUAAGGUUUCAAAGGGUUUUCGCAAUCUGAUUAUUUAUAAUUUCAUGUUUUUUGCUGCUGUUCCUUUUCUUAAAACUAAACAGAUCAUCAAAAACUUGCUGGUGGAAUAGCAGAGACGGCUACAUGGAUGACAAAUGUCACCAUAGGCCAAGUUCUGGACUGUCACACAGGUGAAGGAGCAGGGUCAGAGGACCUGUGCCAAGGCAUCGUCCUGCAUUUUCACAUGACUGGGGAACCAGAGCCAGAAAUCAUCUAUGUUUAGAGAGAAUAUCAGGAAUACCUUGAGUGGUUUGGACCGUGGAGGACCAAAGAGCAAAUGGACAUUUUUCUUUUUGAGACAAUUCACAACUGGUCUCACCACAGAGCAUCAUCCUCUGUAUGGCACUUUCUGCUCUAAUUUGUCCUCCCGCAUGUAUGAAUGGGAUCAAGAUUAAAUAAGAUGCCUUAAAGAAGCCAAGAGAUCAGAGCUGAAUAAAAGGGAUGCUGGUCAUCGUCCCACAGACGUACAAGUUUUCGCUAGCAUUACUUCCAGUGAGCUUUCAAAAAGAAGAAGCCCAGAACCUCAUCCAGGAAGUCCAUAUGGGAACUGACUGACACCUCAGGUUUACGUCUGAUUAACCCUGAGAGCAUGACCCAUGUGUGGCAAGUGCAACAGAAGCACCUCCCAUGCAUCCAAGACUCGCCCGGUGUUGAACUGUGCACCAGAAUUGGCUCAACACAAAAGCGAGAGAAGGAACUGAACCUUUAGAUUGGCAGAGGGUUGUCUUCAGUUCAAAGCUUUCAUCAACAUCACUGCACCUUUAUCCCCAGUAAUUGGUACCUUUGAUGUCAUUUGUCAGAAUGUUAAUUGUACAUGUGAAAAUAUCAAUUGAAGCAUUAUUUCU